AUGAGGCUCCACCUUCUCCUGCUUGCGUUCCUCCUCAUGUUCCUGAUGCCUGUCCCAGGCUUUGCUCGGCUUGCUGGUCGUAGUUGCAACGAGAAAGGUGGAAUCUGCAUGGCAUUUCGUUGCUCUCGAGGUAGACGACAAAUAGGUGGCUGCCGCUUCCCAGGAAUCAAAUGCUGUAGCGUAUAG
Molecule: messenger RNA, 186 nt
Organism: Pipistrellus nathusii (Nathusius's pipistrelle)
Lineage: Eukaryota; Metazoa; Chordata; Mammalia; Chiroptera; Vespertilionidae
Source: the annotation of a GenBank genome assembly